This is a messenger RNA of Castor canadensis (American beaver), 3063 nucleotides long. It is a transcript of the gene Dffb, whose product is annotated as DNA fragmentation factor subunit beta. Gene Ontology annotation, molecular function: DNA endonuclease activity. Gene Ontology annotation, cellular component: cytoplasm; nucleus. The record is from RefSeq and is a predicted model, not a curated record. NCBI's taxonomy places the organism in Eukaryota, Metazoa, Chordata, Mammalia, Rodentia, Castoridae. Gene Ontology annotation, biological process: apoptotic DNA fragmentation; apoptotic process.
CGCUGGGUGCAGAACUCACGCCGCGAUGUGCGCGGUGUUCCGCCACCCCAAGACCGUCAGGCUGCGGGCUCUGCACAGCGCACAGAAGUUCGGUGUGGCCGGGCGAAGUUGCCAGGAACUGCUGCGGAAGGGUUGCCUCCGCUUCCAGCUCCCGGUGUCCGGCUCCCGGCUGUGCCUGUAUGAGGACGGCACGGAGGUGACCGAAGACUACUUCCCCGGCAUCCCCAACGACGCCGAGCUCCUGCUGCUCACCGCGGACCAGAGCUGGCAGGGCUAUGUGAGUGACAUCGGUCGCUUCCUCAGUGUGUUUGAUGAGCCACACGCGGAGGUCAUCCAGGCAGCAAGGCAGCUACUGUCAGAUGAACAGGCCCCGCUGCGGCAGAAGCUGCUGGCCGACCUGCUGCACAAUGCCAGCCAGAACAUCGCUGCCGAGACCCGUGCACAGGACCCGUCCUGGUUUGAAGGCUUGGAGUCCCGAUUCAGGAAUAAGUCUGGCUACCUGAGAUACAGCUGUGAGAGCCGAAUCCGGGGGUACCUGAGAGAGGUGAGCGCUUGUGCCUCGAUGGUAGGUGCAGAGGCACAAGAGGAAUACGCACGGGUCCUGAGCUCCAUGAGUCAGAAGCUCAAGUCCAUGCAGUACAACGGCAGCUACUUUGAUCGAGGAGCCAAGGCCAGCGGCCGCCUCUGUACACCAGAAGGCUGGUUCUCUUGCCAGGGCCCCUUCGACCUGGACAGCUGCAUGUCUAAGCAUUCCAUCAACCCCUACGGCAGCAGGGAGAGCCGCGUCCUCUUCAGCACGUGGAACUUGGAUCACGUAAUAGAGAAGAAACGCACCAUCGUGCCUGCCCUGGCCGAAGCAAUCCAGGAGCAGGAUGGAAGGGAGGUGGACUGGGAGUACUUCUACAGCCUGCUCUUCACCUCAGAGAACCUAAAAUUGGUGCACAUCGCCUGCCACAAGAAAACAACACACAAGCUCCAGUGUGACCGCAGCAGGAUCUACAGAGCCAGGUCGGGGCCCCAGAGGCGGUGGCCUGCUCGGAGACGCAGGAGGGGUGACACAGAGGUCCAGGCUCCAGGGAGCUGUGCACAGAGCCAUCUUGGGCAAGAGCUGCCAGGCUGUCCUGCUAGAACUUCACUUUUCGCUUCCAUGUCCUCAGCUGGGCAGGAUGCGUGUCACUAGUCAGAAGGUGAGUCACCCAAACCCCUAGAUUGGAUGUGUCUAGGCUGGAUAACAUAAGGGAGCAAGCCCCAGCAAACCACGUGUGCUGCACGUUCACUGUGCUGUUAACAGCCUGCCUGAGCCUGAGUCCUGUGAGCCAGUGCUCGAGCACACACACACAUACACACUGCAUGAAGUGGUUUCUUACAGAGGAGUAAGGGGCCACAGCAGCCCAGGAUCCCUUCAUGCUGGUCCCCAUGGCUUGAGAAAGCUGCCUGGAGGCAGUUGGAGUCUCAACUGCACAUGUCCCCUUGCAUCAAAGCUGAGGGACCCCGAGAGGCUCUCUACAGGGGUAUAGAACUCACUGGGCCAGGCUUUGAAGGCCAUCCAGCUUUCAGAGAAUUGACAGCACCUAAACUCUUCUGGUCAGUUCCUCCUUCCAAAGGAUGCUGAAUUUCUAGUACAUUCUGUGGCUGUUCUUGACUGCAAGCAAGGGAGGAGCAUAGGUGUGUGUGUGUGUGUGUAGCCCCCUAUACACGAGCUGUCUUGAGUUGAGUUACAGAAUGGUCAUUCUUAUGAGGAAGGAGCAGAGAGUGUGAACCUAAGAUGGGGUGAGGGACACUGCUGUGGCCGGUCCCAGUGUCAGUGAUGUGCUCAGAGGGAUGAGCCAGUGGGGGGCCCUGUGCCAGGCUCUGUGAGUGAGCCCAACCUCUGGAUCCUGGCCUUCCUGCAGCUGCCCCUUGAAAGGGUGGCAGAGGCCAGAGGAGGGCUCUUGGAGGAGCUGACACUGGAGGCAGCCACACAAGGUAGGGACCAGAUGUGUUACAUUUUGGUAAAAUGUCAUGUGGCUGUCAGGCAGUGAACAAAGGGUUAAGAAGCCAGACCAUGCUGCAGUAAAGGGUGGGUUUUAAUUCCUCAGAUGAGGGGGAGCCAUUGAAGGAUCUAGGGAGGGGCCUGACUUAACACUGAUAGUCUGAAAGGGCCUGUCUUCAGGACGUCUGGUUCAUGGGAAGCCCAAGCCCUCAGGUUCCUUGCCCUGUUGGUUUCGUCCCCAAGGCCCAGGGUCCACACUGUAAGGUUGGAAUGUGAACAGCAAGGCCCUCACCGGCAUCCCAGACUCAGAGACAGGAAGUAUGGUUUAGUUUGUGUCAGUUUUGCAGGACUCCAGCCUAGGAAAGAGCAGUAUUUACAGUAUGGAGCUACUGAUGCUUUAGGCUGUGCAGGUGCUGCAGACACUAGAAACUGUGAGGACACAGUGGCCACCCAUGUCCCUUUGCACUGGCCUGCCUCACCCUACCUGUGCUGUUUAUGCUGGACACCUGUGUUUUUAGAGGAGUUCUUCACCCUCAUUGGAUAGAAAGCAGAGGCUUAGGUCUGCUAUCUCAACACAAGAUUUCUUUGUAAUUUCCAUACAAAAUGACACCUUCACUUCCUAAGGCUGACUGCCUUAGGAGAGCCCAGCUCCAUGUUGUCACAUGGCCAGUUAGGAAAGGAAAAGUGGUGCCCACUAGGAUUUCCCCAGGGCUGCCGUUGCAGGUCCAGGAUGCCCGGGUAGUGCUUCCACCCAGCAGUGCCCACAGGCUGGACUGCAGUGGAACUGGUGGCCCCAAAAGGACCCAGUUCAACCUCCCCUUUUGCUGGACUGCAAGAGCACAUCUCUUCUGCACACAUUGUAUUUAGGACAGUGCUGCUCACUCAAGUCUGUUUAUAAGGACAAGUUCUCCAAUCUGAGAUGCCACCUCUCACGGGUGCUGUUAUUAAUCCUCAUCCACUCAGCACACUAAGGUUGUAAACAGUUUUCCCUGGCUAUCAGAAAAGGGCUUUCACAAGCAACAACUUCAAAUUAUAGUUCGUUAAUCAACGAGUCACAGAUCUAUUCAGAGUAGGUGAAGGUCACACUAAUG